AUGAGCUUCCAUAUUUUGAUCAGUCCGGAUGGAAUCCCCCCCUAUCUCCCCAAUCAAGGCGAUGCGAUGCAAGAAUUUGAGAGCGAUUCUAUGUUUGGGGAUUACCAGGAGGCUGCGGUAGGCGAUCUGUCUUCAAAGUCUCACCAUCCCUUCCAACAAACGAGUCAUACCAACGAUGCUAUGGAAGGCGAUUCAUCUUCGGAGGCAAGCCAUUGUUUCCAGCCGCAAAGAACAUCCAGUCAGUUCGAAAUGCCUGCCUUUCCCUCAGCCCACGUCGAAUCGGAUUUUUGCCAAAAUUCUACCACCAUGGAAAACAAGGAAACUUCCAAUUCGCUCCUCAUGAUGGGUAGCAAAUUUGAUUUCAUGUCAUCUAAGUUCGAUUCAUUACUAGCCAAAGUCGAUUCGUUUUCAGCCCAAGUUGAUGAUGCGCGGAAGGAUUUUCAAACAAUGCAGCGAAGCGCUGCGGAACUGCUCAAUUGGUAUCAUCAAGCCAUUGAACGUGAGAAACAGGCCUUGGAAAAGAUACAUGAGCUAAUUUCUUUGGCUCGAGCUUAA
Penicillium malachiteum is the source of this 555-nucleotide messenger RNA. RefSeq lists its product as uncharacterized. The transcript has 3 exons. NCBI's taxonomy places the organism in Eukaryota, Fungi, Ascomycota, Eurotiomycetes, Eurotiales, Aspergillaceae. The coding region runs from base 1 to 555 and encodes 184 amino acids. The record is from RefSeq and is a predicted model, not a curated record.